Blastomyces gilchristii SLH14081 is the source of this 429-nucleotide messenger RNA. RefSeq lists its product as uncharacterized. The coding region runs from base 1 to 429 and encodes 142 amino acids. The transcript has a single exon. The record is from RefSeq and is a predicted model, not a curated record. Lineage: Eukaryota; Fungi; Ascomycota; Eurotiomycetes; Onygenales; Ajellomycetaceae.
AUGGCAGCCAUCACCCACAGCCGCCGUAUCCUUGCCCCGGCUGGCAUAGCCGAACGUUUUAUCACAGCCAUGAACGACAGGAUAGACGACGUGGAACACUUUAAGUCGAUUGAAAAGUGCCUUGGAAAUGCACUAGACCAAUUGUGCUACGAAAUAUGCGAUGCCGGCCGCGACGACAGCGACAUCACCAGAGCUCAAGCCAUCUAUCAAAUGCUUGAAGAUACUAAGAGCGAGGUCGAGGAUGCCAGAAUACACAAAGAAUGCACCAUGGACGAAACAGAAGCCGUGCUCAAGAAACUCUUAACCUCCAACGAUGUCGAUGACACAACUAAAGCCGAGAUAAACAAGAGCGUCAUGCUCCAUCAGGCCUACCGAAGCAAAUGCGACAAGGAAUGUCAACAGGCCAUGUCACAGCAGGGAGAAGAAUGA